CCUUUCAACUCUGAUUACUGGCAAUUGUGACUGCAAAACUUUUGACAAUCAUAUCACUGAGCUACUUCUGUGCCACUGGAUUGCUUUGAAUGAUGUCCUUGGCAUGCUCUGUUUCAUCUGGCUCCAGCAAUGUUAUGUCUCAGCCAACGCGGCGCACAUGACGGAGCUUGAAACACGUAAAGAAUGUGACUUUCCCUGUGGAUGUCAUCUAGAUUCCUUAGCCAUGUUCGUCGCCUUGCUUCCCUCAAAGCAAUACAAGAAUGCGGUUUCCAGUGGUGUGACCUUGAAAAUCAUGGAGUCCAUCUAUGACUGGAACUACACUCACUCCUGGUGCAUAUGUAACAAUAGUGUUUCUUCUCAAGCUUUACUCGAAGUACAAGUAUGUCUGUAAUAUCUGUCACUCAGACUUGUGAGCUCCUUAACUAAGACGAGGAUCCACUAGAAGAUGAGCUAUCAGACAGGCUCUCAUUUGCUUCGUCAGUAUUCCAGCCACUUCCAGAAUCGCUGCUUCCCUCAAAUACAACUUCAGCGGAGUUAUCCUCAUAUGCUGGACCAGGCUGUUCCUCCUUUUGAUCGUAGACUGGAGCACCGUUGUCCUCCUGGUAAUCAGGUUUCCAUUCUGAAGACAUCUUGACGUGGAUGAAGACUUAUCAACGUAAAUAACUGAAUAUCUUGUCCAAGUCCAGGUACUUUGACUUUUGCAGCAAUAGGCCAGUUAAUCUCUUUUCACAAGUGAUAUCUCGGCAAUGAAAAACAUACAGAAGAGCUGGGUGAUAUU
Messenger RNA from Fusarium redolens, 778 nucleotides. RefSeq lists its product as uncharacterized. The transcript is spliced from 2 exons. The coding region runs from base 104 to 391 and encodes 95 amino acids. Lineage: Eukaryota; Fungi; Ascomycota; Sordariomycetes; Hypocreales; Nectriaceae. The record is from RefSeq and is a predicted model, not a curated record.